GGACAGUGAUGACGACGACGAGGUUGCUGUUGGUGUGGAACGGGAUCGCUUUAUGGAUGAGUUUUUUGAGCAGGUUGAAGAAAUCCGUGGAUUCAUAGAAAAGAUCUCAGAAAAUGUGGAAGAGGUGAAGCGAAAGCAUAGUGCCAUCCUCGCAGCCCCAAACCCUGAUGAGAAAACCAAGGAGGAGCUGGAGGAAUUGAUGACUGACAUCAAGAAGACGGCCAACAAAGUGCGCUCUAAGCUAAAGAGUAUUGAACAGAGUAUUGAACAAGAGGAAGGGCUGAACAGAUCAUCAGCAGAUUUGAGAAUAAGGAAAACUCAGCAUUCUACCUUAUCGCGGAAGUUUGUGGAGGUGAUGUCAGAAUAUAACGCAACCCAGUCUGAUUACCGGGAGCGCUGUAAGGGAAGAAUCCAAAGACAGCUGGAAAUAACUGGCAGGACCACCACUAGUGAGGAACUGGAAGACAUGCUUGAGAGUGGGAAUCCAGCUAUUUUCUCCUCUGGGAUCAUCAUGGACUCCAACAUUACAAAGCAGGCCCUGAAUGAGAUUGAGACACGGCAUAGUGAGAUCAUCAAGCUGGAAAACAGCAUCCGAGAGCUCCAUGACAUGUUCAUGGACAUGGCCAUGUUGGUGGAAAGCCAGGUCUAGCACCGAACACCAUGGCAAAGGAGGCAGAAAACGCCGUUCCCACUGCACGUGGACAUGCUUGUGAGGAAAGAGGUAAUAGGGAGAACCUCAGCACCCCUCCAGCCAUGUUUUUUGAAAUCUGUGUGCAUCCCCCGCUGUGCAGGGCGAGAUGAUCGACCGCAUUGAAUAUAAUGUGGAACACUCCGUGGACUAUGUGGAGAGGGCCGUGUCAGAUACCAAAAAAGCUGUAAAGUACCAGAGCAAAGCCCGGCGGAAGAAGAUUAUGAUUAUCAUCUGCUGCGUUAUUCUGGGAAUUGUCAUUGCUUCUACUAUUGGCGGGAUUUUUGGCUAGAAGCCUGCAACCAUCCGAGACUGUCAUUUAUGGGAGUAAGGAGAUGAAUAGGUGCACCAGAGCCACCUGGCCCACUACCCACUUGGGCUCAUCCAAACCUUGUACCCGCCAUUGGAGAAACCGGCGGACCAGCACUUCCAUCUCUAAUGCAUGAUUAUUUGUGUUAACACUAUGUGUUAAGUACAGUGUAUGUGUUGGGGGAGGGAUGGUGCUGGGGGGAUGGUGGGAAGGCAGUGUGUGCAUGAUGUGCUCAAGGUUUCAGCAGUUUUGGCAGUUCCACCACCUUUUGACCUCUUCUUGAUGGUCAGAUCUCCUCAAACCGAACCCCCUUUCCCUUCCAGCGAGGUUCUCCUUCUUCUCCCCAAAGAAGAGUUUGCUAUGACAGCUAUGCACAGUUAAUCCAGUCCCUGCUCUGGCAGGGACAAGGUCUGGUCGUCGUCAUCCUUGCCAGAACUGUGUCCUUUGCACUGUUGCUUGUAAGAGGAAGGGGAGCCUCUUUGGCAACAGCUGUCAGCUCAAACCAGGUCAGUCUUCCUCUUUUUCAGCCACGGGCAAGGACCUCUUUGUCAUGUUGCAGGCCUGUUCAGUAGGGUGUUCUGUAUUUUUUUUUAAAGUUCUGCAGCUGCCCAGCCAGGAGCAAGAGAUGGGCAUGACCCACCUGGCCCAAAUCUGUGUCUUCCACAGUUCUGGUCUGAGCUCCAUUUCUGUUCAGUGGAAACAUCACCCCCCUUUUCAACUUCUGAAGAACCACUGGGCUUCUUUCCUCUUGCCUUCCUGUAAGCAAAAUGUAUGUAUUUCUUUGAAAUGUCAUUCAACCUUUUUGCUUAAAGCAGAAAGGUGACUUGCAACAUGAAAUUAGGACAAAACCACUAAUAAUUGUUUUUAAACAAUGAGCUAAACUGGAGGAGUGGAAGGUUGCCUUCACCAUUUCCAAUUAGGCAUUCUGGAUGUUAACCAAAGGGCUGGUGGAUGAUGAAAUGGUCAUUCACAAAUGCAUAUUUUAGAAAUGUGUUCUAGGUAAGUUGCAGCUCCUCCAUUACACAAAACAACAAACCCAAGUUUAAAAUAUUAUGAGAAGCAGCCUUAGAUUGAGGGCCUCUAAUAAAAUGACUGUGGUACUAAUGUGUCCAUGGGGCUUCCUUGGUCCCUACCAGACCCCCUACCCUGAUUUAAAUAAUAAAAAUAAUAAUAAUAAUAAGAAAGCUGGCACACUGCCAAAGAGCAAGCCUCUGGCUUCAAUGUUUUAUUUCACAGUUGGCUUUUUGGGCCUUAUAGGUACUGUUAGAAAAUAAAAAUGAUGAUGCCUGCAAAAAAAGGAGAAAAGAAAUUUGAUAAAUAAAAGUUCUGAACAGGUUAGUAAGAGAGCAAAUAGAAUGCUUACCCAUCUGCCCUCUGGUAAAUGGGUGUUUUGGGACUGGCGUAAGGGCACCCGUGGUGUGUUGAAAAUCCAGUUAUGCCCACUGGAAUAAAACAGCUGAGGACCGCAGCUUUCACUGAAGGUUGGAAUUGUGUCAACUUUGUGCCUCAUUCCAGAAAUUACAACUGACAUCAUGCCUGCAAUGCACACACACUGGGUGCUUGAGCUAUACCAGAUACUGAAACCUUGGCCUUGUAUUAGCCUCUUUGGGCUUAAGACCAACUGGGCUAGUU
Molecule: messenger RNA, 2630 nt
Organism: Candoia aspera
Lineage: Eukaryota; Metazoa; Chordata; Lepidosauria; Squamata; Candoiidae
Gene: STX1A
Product: syntaxin 1A
Exons: 10
Coding region: 53-649 (198 amino acids)
Biological process (GO): intracellular protein transport; synaptic vesicle fusion to presynaptic active zone membrane; exocytosis
Cellular component (GO): SNARE complex; synaptic vesicle; endomembrane system
Molecular function (GO): SNARE binding; SNAP receptor activity
Source: RefSeq, a predicted model, not a curated record